CGGAAACGCGCCGCGGGGCUGCUGGGCUCAGCCGGGCGCUGGCGGCUCCGUGGCGUUUCCUGCCACGCCGGGCCUGCUUGGGCCGCGCCAGCGCCGCUCCACCGAGGGCUGCGCGUCGGCCGCCACGGGGCCGGGGAUUCAGUGACAUCUGAUGAUGUGGCACAGUACAUCGCAAAAGGAGUGACUGAGACUGGACGCCGCGCAGAGGACGCUGGCAUUUUACAGGGAUGCGACCUCCGUGGGAGUUCCUGUUUUGAAUCCUACCUGGUGUGAGGACACGUGCUGCUGGUAUCUGCCCCAUCCCUUAGUGCAGAUCGAGCGAAGCCUUCUGAGGAACAGUGUCUCGCGGUUCUCAUCUCAGAAGGCAUCUUGGUGACCCAACAGCAGACGAUGGGUGAAGACGCUCAGCCACAGGAGAUGGCAUCCACCAGCUCCCCGCGGGCCGGGGAGCCCAGCCCCGAGGUCAAACAGAACAGGGACUCUGAGCGGAGGGGGGGGAGCCUUCAGAAUCUGCCUAUGGAACAUCACUUCGCGUGUAAAGAGUGCGGGGAUGCCUUUCGGCUUAAGGUCCUCCUCGUGCAGCACCAGAGAAUUCACAGUGAGGAGAAGGGCUGGGAGUGUGGUGAUUGCGGGCAGGUCUUCAGGGGGGUCUCGGAGUUCAAUGAGCACCGGAAGGGCCAUGUGGCCGCAGAGCCCCAGCCCGGCCCCAGCCGAGCCCCGGAAGAUGCUCUGGAGAAGAGGGAGCAAAUGGAGAGGGAGGCGAAGCCCUUCGAGUGUGAGGAAUGUGGGAAGAGGUUUAAGAAGAACGCAGGCCUCAGUCAGCAUCUGCGUGUCCACAGCAGAGAGAAGCCCUUUGACUGUGAGGAAUGUGGGCGGUCCUUCAAAGUGAGCACCCACCUCUUUCGCCAUCAGAAGCUGCACACGUCCGAAAAGCCGUUCGCCUGCAGGGCGUGUGGCCGGGAGUUCCUGGAUCGCCAGGAGCUUCUCAAGCACCAGCGGGUGCACACCGGCCACCUGCCCUUCGACUGUGACGACUGCGGCAAGUCCUUCCGCGGCGUCAACGGCCUGGCCGAGCACCAGCGCAUCCACAGCGGGGCCAAGCCGUACGGGUGCCCCCACUGCGGCAAGCUCUUCCGGAGGAGCUCGGAGCUCACCAAGCACCGCCGCAUCCACACGGGCGAGAAGCCGUACGAGUGCGGCCAGUGCGGGAAGGCGUUCCGGCAGAGCUCCAGCCUCCUGGAGCACCAGCGCAUCCACACCGGUGAGCGGCCCUACGGCUGUGGCGACUGCGGCAAGGCCUUCCGCGGGCCGUCCGACCUCAUUAAGCACCGGCGCAUCCACAGCGGACUGAAGCCCUACGAGUGUGACAAAUGCGGGAAGGCCUUCCGGAGGAGCUCGGGCCUGAGUCGCCAUCGGAGGACCCACAGCGGAGCGAGGCGCUGCGAGUGCAGCGCGUGUGGCCGCGUGUUCAAGAGGCGCUCGGCGCUGCAGAAGCAUCAGCCGACCCACCACGACUAGAGGAGGCCCCCGGAGGCGGCGGCUUCCCGCGGGGCAGGGGGCGGGGGGGGGGGGGGGGCGAGUCUCUAGAGGGGCAGGGCAGAGUCAAAGGAGAUGAACAGUUUUGUAGCGCUGAUAUAUUUUCGCGUCAGAAAGGUCGAAUCCAAUUUAUACUGUCACCAGCAAUUUAUAAGUGUACAUGUUUCCCAUUUUGCCUAUCGAGAGUAGCUUCUCCGACAUUCUAAUUUAUUUGGACUAGUGUGACGGGCAUAAAGUACCUUCAAGGUAUUCCAAUCCGCGGGCCUUGAAACCGAGAAUGAGAGAAGAGAAACCUGCAUGUGGGGGGUGGAGGGGGGCGUGUGGGUCCCCUUCUCCCGGCUGCUCCCUCCGGGAACGGGACACAGAGCUAGUCAGUGAUGGCCUCGAUGUAACGUGACCCCAGCUUUACCUGAAGACAAGAUAGAGCCCCAGAGUUGUUUGGCCUACUUGAAUUUAUAAAUUGUUAGGGAUGUACAUAGAACACUCAAAUGUCUUAUAAUAUUUAAUUUAUUAAUUCAGUUAUACGUACAUACUGUAAAUCACAUAUUACAUAGAAUAAUAUAUUACUUUAGAAAAUACUCCUUUUUUUCCCUCACGCCACUCCACAAGAUGAUUUUAUUUUGAAUCCUCACAUGCAUCUCUGACCUCACCAUCUUCACCAACCUGGUAGCCCCUUUUGAGUCCCCCGACAGUUUCAAAGCACAUCCGAUGGCUUCCAUCCAUCUAAGCUGUGUGCCAUGUAGCACUGUGACAAUCCCUGCACAAGGCUCUCACUAGAAACUUCCUCCCAAGCCAUAAGUACGUGUUCACAUACUGUUCGGACAGUUGUUGUUUUUAAAUUUGUCCCGUAGCUCCACAACAUAACCACUUACCGUGUUUGCCUUUUUCAAAUGACCGUUAAAAGACUUUUUUGAAGCAUCUAUAACUUGGCAUUGUGAGGUCAUACUCCCAGGAAUAAGUACUGAAUCUGGGCUACAUUGCUUUUGCGUCCAUUUUUCUUCAACCAGUUUGUUCUGGUGACUUCCAUGUGCGUCCAAAACUAAGCAUCAACUGGGGUCUGUUUCGGGUUCAUAGGUCUUGUCCUCAAGCAGCACUGUUCUGUUCAAGCUCAAGUAGUUGAAAGAGCAUCCCCAUAACAGGGACGUCUCAAGGACUCAAGUAUAAGGUGAUGCCUCUUUUUUCGGGAGCGAUAGCCUCUCCUCCCAUGGAGGCAGCCCUCUGUUUCGGGCUCUAAAACAGGGGUGAUCACAGGACUACCUCCUAAGGUUAUCGUGAGAACUGCGACGCCACGCCUGGCCCGAAGGUGCACACUCAGUGAAGGUCGUCCGCUGUCAUCACCAUAAUUAUCGCUGUCGUUCUGUGGCUCCUUAGCACCGGAACUGGGGAUGGACCCAGGCCUCCUGACUCCUAGUCUCCCCUUCUUUCUCCCGUGCAGUGACUUAAAUCGUGUUCCUGUUUUCUUGCACGCAAAUCGUACGUUCAUCUCCUUUGACCAGUUACCAAGUUACCUUUGGAUAUAUUGACUUCAUACAGCGGUUCUUUCUAUAUCGAUUGUGAUGAUCUCUUUUCCAGUUUUAUUGCUUUGCUCUUUGUAGCAGUUUUAUUACAUUUUGUCGUGCGAGUUUUAAGUUUUACAUAUCUGAGCACUCACCGUUGUCCGUUAAGCCGUAACUUCCAUUGCUUCCGUACUGAGAUACGAUGAUGUUUUCUUCUAGAAUUUUAAUUACAAAUGAAAAGUUGAAAGCCCUGCCCCACCAGAAGGUGGAUGCACCAGGUGGGCAGGCUGGAUGGGAAGGGGCCAGAGAAGCAGGCUCUCUCCUCAUCCAAGACGCAGACUCUGUGCAUGUCUGUGGGCAGUACUUGACUAUCCAACCUGGCCACGCAGACACGCAAGAGAAACGUCCAUCUCGGAUUGGCCAGAACAUUCUGACUGUUCCUCAGUAUAGCCCUACCUGUCAGCAGCAGGCCUGGGCCUAAACUAGAUCAAUGGGGUGGUCCAAACGUGGUCUUGGCUGCAGCUGGCUCUCCUUCAAGCUCCUGGGAGCUUUGGCCAUGCCCGGCAUGGAUUCAGUGCCUGAGCAGCAGAUCCACCCAAGACACAUCUCCUCGAACACAAGAAGACUCACUUGACCGAUGCUGUCAUGUGGAUUGCAUCCUCCUCCUAGUGAGUGACUCUGGAAACAGAAAGAGGUCAGUCUGGUGGCUUUUGCUUUGGGCAACUAGGGGGAAACUCACCCACGUGUUCUGACGUUACCUCCUGCAGCUACACCUAAGAGGAGCAACAGAGCAGAGGCUCGGAGCGGAACCGUGCCCCUCUGAUGCCCUGUGUGUCACGGCCGUAGACGCUGGCCACAACAGGCCCAGGCUGGGACCGUCAGCGGCCAUGCCCAGGAGGGGCAAUAGAACAAGGGUUUGGAGGGCAACCGUGCCCUUCUGAUGGCCCAUAUGGCGUAGAAACCGAAGCUGGUCAUCCUGGGGCUAGGCUGUUACUCCCGACAGCCUCCCCCAAGAGGAACGGCAGCAAGGGCUGACCAGAAAGCUGGCCUCCAGUGACCUGCCGAACCCGCAGGUAGAAGCCAGCCGCCCCGGGGCUGUGGUGUGACCUCCCAGCAGCUGUGCCCCAGGGGCCACUAGCGGGCCCCUAGAGGGGGUGUACCCUUCCUGAUGCCCCCCCCCCCCCCGCCCCGCCGAGGCUGAGACGGAGCUUCUCAGCAGGCACACCCGGAGGAGCUUCUCAGGCCCCCAUCCUGGGAAGCAGGGUCCCCUGGUGACCGCUGUGACCUUAGCCAGAAGGUCCUCGGGAAUGGCCGCCAGGCCACGGGAGUGGCUCUCUCUGAUGUCUCCAUCCCGGCCCUCGGGCUGGAGAGAAGCCAACAGCACUUGUUACAUAGCCGCUGCUUUUGCUCUGUGGCUUCCGGUCCAACUGUGUCCGCAGUCACUGCUUCCUUCUGCAUCACUGGUCUCUUUUCAAGCUGUCAGGACACGUUCGACACAACGGCCAUUGGGUAAGGAACUUGACAUUGAUGGGGGGCGAGUCUGGCAGCUCACUAGCCGUUUGUCAGCUUCUCUGAAGGAUCCAGAUACAGUAUUAGCUCAGAACUCAGCGUUGUCGCCGCCGCUCCAUAGCUCGCCCGCUGGGACGCGGCGUCCUGGCGUCACGUCAUGCCCUCCUUGACUUUUGUCAUUCUCAGUUCUCGCGUUCUCUCUGACACAAACCCUCUUCUAGAGUUAACACUAAAGACCGCAUCUUUUCUGUCGCUGUGUUUGCGGGUGACGUCUGUGCUCUGUCCGGCGCAAGCAGCCUGUGGCUUUAACGUGUGUCCCGUAGUUGCGCAAGUUCAGUGUUAUGUGAUCAAGCUUCCUGUUGUGUGUGCUCGUCUAUGCAUUUGUGUAUCUACCUCAUUUCGUUUUUUCUUUCUAAUCCCACACAUUCCUUUCGCAAGGGAAAUGUAGAGCAGUUGGGUUACAUAGAACGCCGACUCUCAUUAAAAAUAGAUCCUUUUCUUAGAUUCUGAAAGAAACCUUCCAUUGCUUUUAUUAAAGUUUUGAAUACUUGCUGAAACUUUUAAAUGAAAGUGGUUGUUUACCAUUUUUGCUGCUUAUUACGAUUAACUGUGUUGAUUAGUUAUGUCUUACCCACUUCUGCACUUCCAGAGUGAGCCCCGCCCCCACCCCCGCUCAAAUCACAGUGUUGGCAUUCCACGGGCCUGGGGUUUCAGCCUUGUCAUGUGCCCCGGGACCCUCACCGCCCCCCCAGGCCACAUUAAUUCAACCAGAACUGAACCCUUGACUCAAGGGCAGCAACCAGUCAUCAGAGCCGACUGGACACGACAGGCUGGGCCUUUCAGGUUCUCUGUCUGUGAAGUGCGAACAAGAAAAAUGAGAGAGGCGUUUCUAGUUGGUAUUGGAAGAAAGAGGGAGCCACACGAUAUAUAGAGGAGUUGACCCCAUGGGUGGCACCAGCUGGAAGAUGUGUGGGCUCCUGCUAAGCACUCCAGAGCUGCCUCAGCUCCAGCACCCCAGCGGAGUCCUGGCCUCGUUAUGUUCUUGGAUGUCGGGCAGCUGCCCCCAUCAGUUCAUUUGUGUCCCCACCGUAGUCUCCCUUGACCUGAGCCAGCUUGAGUGGGUCUCUGCUUUCUGCAAUCUGUCAAGAGCCAGUUGCCUUUUACCACUUGGCUGCUUCCUGAGGAGAAUCACGUGGCUGGUUUUCCUCAUGUUCUACCCGGCUCGGGUUCCCGGCCCAAGCCCCACCUGAUUAUCGGAAACACCUGUUUGAAUGUGGUACUGUACUCUGCUCACUCAGAUGGGUAAAAAUCUAUGCCUUUUAGUCUCAGUGAGUUGGACCAAUGCCUUUCUGUCCAGGUAGCGUUGCUGUACGGUUCCCCUGUUUGUCCCAUGAAACGAGUUUAAGUCAACACCCACCACCUUGUUGUUUCUUUUGGAAGCGUCUCGCUACUUCCAGAGAAUCCAUCAGAUUGGGGAAUUGAGAAUUUCUCUAUUACUAGUAUACUUACAUUCUGUACUUCUCCUAGUAUCAGUUUAGGUGUUUACCUUCAAAACUAGAAAUGGUCUCUUUUAACUUGGCCUUCAAUGUUCUUUGCCGUGUCUGCCCCGGUCCAUAUUUCAGUUGUUGGCCCUCUUCUCUCAUUCCUCCCUGAGCUCCUUAACUUGUUUGUUUUAUGGCACUUACUAUAAUCAGCCUUGCACUAGAGCUUCGCCCUCCCCACCUGCCCCCCACCCGUUAGAUUGUGAGCUCUUAUAAGACAGGGGUGACCCUUCAUGUCUGAUUCCCCUACCAGAUCUAGCACAGUGCCUUGCAUCAAGUAGAUUUCAAUAAAUAUAUGUUAAAUGGCA
Messenger RNA from Zalophus californianus (California sea lion), 6390 nucleotides. RefSeq names its product zinc finger protein 275 (gene ZNF275). The transcript has 4 exons. The coding region runs from base 391 to 1518 and encodes 375 amino acids. The record is from RefSeq and is a predicted model, not a curated record. Gene Ontology annotation, biological process: regulation of transcription by RNA polymerase II. NCBI's taxonomy places the organism in Eukaryota, Metazoa, Chordata, Mammalia, Carnivora, Otariidae. Gene Ontology annotation, molecular function: DNA-binding transcription factor activity; RNA polymerase II cis-regulatory region sequence-specific DNA binding.